Molecule: messenger RNA, 1517 nt
Organism: Anolis carolinensis (green anole)
Lineage: Eukaryota; Metazoa; Chordata; Lepidosauria; Squamata; Anolidae
Gene: ncmap
Product: non-compact myelin associated protein
Exons: 4
Coding region: 1-654 (217 amino acids)
Biological process (GO): regulation of myelination; peripheral nervous system myelin formation
Cellular component (GO): Schmidt-Lanterman incisure; paranode region of axon; plasma membrane
Molecular function (GO): structural constituent of myelin sheath
Source: RefSeq, a predicted model, not a curated record
AUGUGGGUGGGUACAGAAGUUCAAAUGGGACACAUAGGAAGGGGAAGGAAGGGACGGAGAAAGGGCUGGGACACCUGCGAGAGGAGGCGGAGAGAAGGAAGGAGGGAAGGAAGAAAGGAAGGAGGGAGGGAAGGAGGGAGGGGCCGGCCGGUGAGUGCUUGCCGUCCAGCCAGGGCGAGGCCUCGCUCUCUCUCUCUCUCUGCCGGAGGGCAGGCAGGGCAGCGGUGCCUGGAUCGGGACCCAGGAGGGAAGGGAAGAAGAGAAGAGAAGCCAACCCCAGGGAACAAGGAAGGAAGGAAGAACAGACCUGUGAGGAGAGAGUUGUCUGGGAUCAAGAUGACGACGGCGGCACCGGCUGCUGAAGGUUCCCUGUCUUUGACCAAUGUCACCAACAAGUCUCAGGAACAAGUUCUUUAUCAGAGUUCCGGCGCAAUUGUGGCGGCCAUUGUGGUUGGCGUAAUUGUUAUAUUCACGGUGGUUCUCCUCUUGCUGAAAAUGUAUAAUAGACGAAUGAGGACGCAGAGAGAGCUGGAACCGAAGAACACCAAAGCCACCAUCCUCCCUGCUUUGGCUCCGGGUGGCAAUAGUCCCGGCCGCAACCCAACAGUGACAUUUGUCCCCGUGGACAUCCACAUGCCAAACAGAAGGCCGUGAGGCAUCAGACACUGGCAACUAAGAACAACAUCACUGCUCUCAGUAAGACGAUGGAGUUGGCAUCAGAAAGGGAGUAAGAACUCUGAACGAUGUAGACGUCACCAAUGAGAAAGAAGCCCAGCGUGGAAGUAAAGAAGGAAGUAUAAAGAACUUGACCAUGCCUCUUUUUUCUUUUGGAAGAGAAAAGGAUCUGCUUCUCGGUAUAACUAAGGGAAAGCCAAGGUGGAACUUGGGUGUGAAAUGGUGCUCUUUUUUCGUUUUGUUUCCUUACCUGCGGAUAUCUGAAGGGCAACUAACAGCGAGGCUAACUCUGUGGCUGGAUUAAGGAUUUAGUUCUACUUCGACUCAGACGAGCCUCUCACACUCCCACUCACACUCCCACAGCCGUGUGGAUGAGAGUAGUCUUUGCUGGUUGGAGACGCUGUAGAGAUGUGGGAAGUCCCCUUCCACCUGCAUUUGACGUAGUCAGUUCUCCUUGCUUUCAUCUUGCCCUAGAUGCUGAGAAAGAAGCGACUCCUAUCCCAAAACAUCCUCCAACUUUGCAUACACCAGAAUUUCAUGCUGUCAAUCAAAUCCACUGUGAUCAUCGGUCCAUUAUAAAAGCGCAAAAACAGAGUAGUAGAAACCAAAAGUCCAAAACAGCAUGCGUACACAUCUACACACCUGGCAGUUCAACACCAAGCUCCUAAAUCAGAUCUAAUGCCAUUUUUCAUAGGUUCUUGUGCAAGCUGAUUUUAUUUUUGGAGAUCUACAUGGCAUUUUCCCCAUCCCAAAGUCAGCUCCCAAUACUUCCGAGGAUUCUCAAGCAACUGGCAAUCAAAGAAAUGACAUUAUAAAUAAAUUAGAUGUAUAAUACAGUAAAA